Messenger RNA from Sphaeroforma arctica JP610, 1411 nucleotides. RefSeq lists its product as hypothetical. Bases 1 to 705 code for a protein of 234 amino acids. The record is from RefSeq and is a predicted model, not a curated record. The transcript is spliced from 3 exons. Lineage: Eukaryota; Ichthyosporea; Ichthyophonida.
AUGCCAUUGUUCUACGUUUCACCAGAGGUCGCCAAAGACCGCUCAAAGCUGUCCGGCCCAAUUGAACCUGGUUUCUAUGUGUGUGCCGAAGCCGGAAAACGUUUCGAGGUCCGCAUAUCUCCCUUCACUACCAAUGCUUGUAAGCUCACCGCUCCGGAUCAUGACCGAGUUCUUGUUCAUGUGGAAAAAUUGCUAGUAACACGAAGAUCUUCCUUUAAUUCGGGCAUUUCAAUCAGCGUGAGCCAGGAUACUGAGGAACAAACACAUCGCGGAUCUCUGGAUAUUUUGGCCUUACAGAACGUUGUAGGAGCAAUUGAGUUGGCUAGCAUGCCUUCGUCAGACAAUAUUGGUACAAUUACAACCACAUUUACGGGCUGCAGCCGGGGUAAACUGCGAGAUAGUAGAGCCCACAAAGAGAGCUCGUACAAUGUGCAUGGAAAAGCUAAGAUGACUGAGAAAGAGAUGAUCAAGAAGGGUGCGAGUAUUGGCGUAUGUGGUGGUGGGGCGAUCACACUGCGCGAGCGAUGCGCCAAGCACCACUAUCCAGUGGGAAAGCGACAGGUGAUGUCGCAGAAAUCGAUCAACAUAUACAUCCGGGAUAAACUUUGGUUUUUGAGUCGAAGACUCGUGGAUGGGAAGGGUAUACCGACCACUGUGGUGGUGGCCAAGCAAGGUGUGGGUGUGAGACUAACCAGCGUGGUGUGAAGAAUAAUAAUCCGAUCAUCGGUGUGGACGCGUGGAGUGCACAAUAUGUGAGCAAGAGUGAAGCAGUAGGAAGUGGGAAACGGAAGGUAAAGCUAGAAAGGGCCAUAGAUGUCGACGAACCGCCUGGAUUGGACACUUGCAAGAAAAAACCAAAAGGUGAGGUGAUCAAAGGGUGAGGUGAUAGUGCUAGGAUAAACCACUGACCUGGCCACAAAACAACUUCCGUGUCACGUAUAACUUAACGCAGAUAACUUCAUUAACGAGAGUUGAAAUGUGCCGUUGGAGAUUAUCUCUGAGAUAUAUGGUACGACAAGAGGUAUAUGCGACACCAGCAGGUGUAUGCGACAACAAGUGAUAUAUGCGCCAACAACAUGUAUAUGCGCCAACAUGUAUAUGCGACAACAACAGGUAUAUGCGACAACAACAUGUAUAUACGACAACAACAGGUAUAUGCGACAACAAUAGGUACAUGUGACAACCACAGGUACUAUCAUGGCAUACCGUGCUGCUUCACUAUAAAAGGGUGCAGCGACUUUAUCCAGGUCUCUCGGAGUGUCACUGAUGCGUAAACGAGCCACGCUGACGAGUUUGCGGAUAAUUUCAGUGUAUUAUACCUCGAGUGCAAUGACAGAUCUGAAAUACACUUGCAUGUGACAACUGGUGGAAUGGUAUUAUACAGUGACCGACAUGUUAAACCUGAAUUAAG